Acanthopagrus latus (yellowfin seabream) is the source of this 2222-nucleotide messenger RNA. RefSeq lists its product as uncharacterized. Gene Ontology annotation, molecular function: sequence-specific DNA binding. The record is from RefSeq and is a predicted model, not a curated record. Lineage: Eukaryota; Metazoa; Chordata; Actinopteri; Spariformes; Sparidae. The coding region runs from base 300 to 1169 and encodes 289 amino acids. The transcript is spliced from 4 exons.
CUUAAGUGUCGAGGUGAAAGUGCGCCAUUUUGGCUCAAACAAAGUCAGAAACAUUUUGUCUUUGAUAAAGUAUCUUAAAUUGUAUCUAUACAAUACGAUUUAAAAGUCUGCAAGACAACACUCCGGUCUCAACGAGUUAAACUUUAAUGCUAGUGUACUUUUUCUUGCUAUUACACCGCGUAUGUAGUUAUAAAUAAUGAUUCAAAUCCUCCUGAGCUGAGCGUCACUGCCAGCCAAGCUAUCCUGACGUUUGCACAAGUUAAAUUUAGCUAGCUUUGCAGUUUGUUUUAAGUACCGCAAUGGGUGGCUGCUCCGCUCCGAACUGCUCCAAUUCAACCAGCACAGGCAAACAGCUGUUCAGGUUCCCCAAAGACCCUUCCCGAAAGAAGAAGUGGGUGGUGAACUCUCGACGUGACUUUGAACCAACUCCUCACUCGAGACUGUGUCAGGACCAUUUUGAAGAGAGCCAGUUUGAGGAGAUAGCGAGGUCUUCAGCUGGAGGAAAGAAGCUGAAGCCCAAUGCCAUCCCCACUCUGUUCAGUAUCGGAGAGCCUCCAUACCCUGCUGUCACCACCUCCUACAUCUUGCUGCCCAUGAAAGCGGAGCCAGUGGAGAAGGAGCUGACUUUCGGGGACCAUGGCUAUGCUAGACGCAACCCUUUGCCUGGCAUGGAGGAAGAGGAUGCAGACAGGACUGCUGAGGACCAGCAACCCUGCACACAGUGUCAACUCCUCAAGAAACAGCUGGAGCAGGAGAUGCAGCACACAGCGAGGCUACAGAAGGAGGCAGAGGAGAUGAAGAAGCGUCUGUAUCGGCUCGACCGCAUUGAGAAGGGUCUCCAUAACUUUCUGUACGAGGACCAGAUUCGAGCACUGUCCCUCACCAAACGCUCCCGCCGUGCCGUCUGGUCACCGGAGACCAUCCUGAAGGCACAAAAGAUCCGCCGUGCAGUUGGCACAAAGGGCUACGAGUACUUGAGAGAGAUGGGAUACCCUCUGCCCUCCUAUCGGACUCUGUGUAACCGCCUGGAGACUAAGAUUAUGGUGACAACUGACAUGAGCUGUGAGAUGCUGGCAGAGCUGGGCCUGGGGAUCAUGGCCCCCUGCGACAGUCCGUCAGAAGGUGUUGGGGACAAUGACGAGGAGGAACUGAUUGGUGUUUUGUCUUGAUCGUGGCAGUUUUCAUCCGUCAAACCAAGCAAAGAAUGUGCAGAAGUUUGCUGUGUUGCAUAUCUGCCGAUGUGACUUCAAGCAGCAGAAGAUGGCCACAUUAUGCUUCUCGUCUCAUUUAUGAACGACUGAAGCCUCGAUAUAAAUGUACACAAAGCUGAUUAAUUUGAUUGUCACCUGGUUGUGCUUGUGAUCUGCACCAAUGAGACAUGGCUUUGCUCAACCGAGGUGAGAUGCUGAAGCUUGCAGUUAGCCCAGGUUUGUGCUUAUGAUGUUUCUUACUCGGAGUUUGCUGAGCUGCAGUAUGUGCUGUCACAUGUGAAAGAUGUAGGGUGCAGUCAGUGUGAAAAGCGUAGAGUCAGUUUGCACGUGGCCUGUUGAGUUUGAUGCUUGUGUCUACAACUGGUUUAACGUUCCACUGAGGGUGUUUACAUGCACAAUAAAACCCUGGUUGUAUUCAGGACACUUAAAUGUACUCAGAGCAGAUAUUGUGAGGACUACAGUAGCAUGUAAUUAUCACACUAUAAACCAUUUCCUCUAAAUCAUCCAAGCUUUUAUUUUGUGUUAUAAUUCACCCAAAAAUAUUUAUCACUUGUUGCUGUGUGAAGCAAUAGCACACAACUGGGACAAAAGAGUCUUGGUGAAAUCAGAAGGGUUUGGUCUCCAACUGUGUUGCCGAAAUUCAUGUAUAGUACUGUUUUGAUCACAUCACAUUCGCAAAACUGAAACCUUUGCUGUUUUUUUUUCCAGAGCAUUACAAAAUCUUCUAUCAGUAACAAAUUAUAGAAUUUAUUAGGAGCACACCCUUAGAGCCGUAUGUCAUCAGUAUGAAUAUAAAAGCAAAUCCUCCUCUGUUAAAUAACUGCUGGCACUGUAAAUCUACAGUAGGUAGAUUGUAAAUUUAGUUGGACAGGUCUCUUUCUUGAGGUGGUCCGAUCUGUAUUCACAACAAAGGGUAUCAAAAAAAGAGCUCAGGCUAGUCACAGUAAGUCAUGUGACAUUCAGUGUCCAACACAUUGCUCUGUGAGAAAAUAAAGUUAUUGUGAAGAAUUA